CUCCUCGUCUUUCCUAUACCGCGGUCUCCUGGCAACAGCGCAACACAAGUUCAGACGGACACAGAACCCGGAAGGAACCGCUUUAAAUUUAAAUAUCUGGAACUAGUAUUUUUUCCCUGUUAAAAGCAGGCUAGUUAACUCACCCAAAAUGGAUGCACGCUCUCUCCCUUUGCUGAAUAAGAACGACCAGCGUUUUCACCUGAAAGUGGAAAACAGGCUGAAAAAUAUUUUUGUAACGCAGUUAGAAGACCACGGUCAUUCUCAUAGCAGAGAAGAGGGACAGAAUGUCAAACACAUCCCUGUCAUAACAGAGUCAUCUGACAGAAUCCUGAAAACGGGUAUCAACACUCUUCAAAAGACGCUUGUGCUGAAGACGCAGGUGCAACUGGACGAUGUAAAUAGGCAGUUACUGCAGAAACGGCUCGAGUUCAAAGAUCGCAUGCAAGCUCUGGAACAGAGAAGGGCAGCACUUCUGGAAAAACAGGAGGAAACGAAAGAGAGGGCAACGAAGUUUGAAAAGUUUGUGGAAGAAAAUGAGGUAAAGCGACGCCGUGCUCUGAAGAAAUACCAACUAGAGAAAAAAGAGAAUGAACUGAGGGAGGAGGAGAAAUCCAAACUAUAUGAAGAACUUGAGCAGCUUCAGCUCAGGCAUCAGCAACUAAAAGAACGAGUUGAUAAAUAUAAGAUUUAUGAAGAGUAUAUGAUGAAGAUUCUAGAUUUACUACCAGAGGCUUAUUUAGAAUAUGGCUCAGAUUCUUUGGUGAUGCCCAUCAUCAGACGCCAUGAGACCUUGUCCAUCACUCAGCAGGACUUGUUGCAACGUCUCACCAGUCUGGCAGAGGAACUAGACCAGGGCCGAUGCAACCUGGACUCACUUAAACUGGAGCACAGCACAAGCAGACUUAUGUCCAAUAAGGAGUUGUCAGAACUGCGGACCCAGUGGGAUCAAAUCAGAGAGAAGAAUAAACAACUGGAGAUGACCCUGUAUAUUCAACAUGACCAGUCCGUAGACCAGAUUGAGGAGAUUGGGUGUCUUUUGCUAGCGGUCAAAAAUCUUGCACAGCAAUGCCACCUGCAACACUAUGGACCUUUACAAAAAAUGGACUCGCUGACCAUGAUGGACAUGAUAAAGGAGUUCAUUCUGGAGACUGUGGAUACAGAAAGGAGAGCACUGCAGAUAACAGACUCCAGUUCAGAACCGAUGAAGAGGAGCAGACACAGAGGAAGUAAAGGACCAGCCCUGACUGUAAACAGCUCCAGUAAAGUUAACCUAAAGAGCAGUAGCAAAACAAGCGAAAGUGAACUUCUGAGCUCCUCUAAGAUGAUGUAAUAAAACACAUUUCUGACUGAUAAUAAGAGUCUUAAAUAAAAUAAUCAGUUUUUCUUAGCCCACCGUUGAGGGGGAAAAAAAGAGCAAUAUUUGCCAUUUCCUACCUUGAGUGCACUAUACACAAAACUUAUUGCAAGAUGGUACACAAAUGCAGCACCUCUGUGUGUGUGUGUGUGUGUGUGUGUGUGUGUGUGUGUGUGUGUGUGUGUGUGUGUGUGUGUGUUCAAAGAAUACAUUUGGCAUUUUUCUAGCAAACGUGAUAACUAUGCUAGCAUGCAUGUCUUCCUUGGAAGAGACAGGACUAGAGCAAAGGUAAAAAAUAUUGGCUUUAUGUUGGCCUUAACCCAAAACAUUGCCAACCCUGGAUUUAAAUACUAAAUUGUAAACUGUAAAUUGUGUUUGUUG
Molecule: messenger RNA, 1735 nt
Organism: Ictalurus punctatus (channel catfish)
Lineage: Eukaryota; Metazoa; Chordata; Actinopteri; Siluriformes; Ictaluridae
Gene: ccdc197
Product: coiled-coil domain-containing protein 42 homolog
Exons: 9
Coding region: 149-1330 (393 amino acids)
Source: RefSeq, a predicted model, not a curated record